Messenger RNA from Prorocentrum cordatum, 1179 nucleotides. NCBI's taxonomy places the organism in Eukaryota, Dinophyceae, Prorocentrales, Prorocentraceae. The record is from the annotation of a GenBank genome assembly.
GUGGACUUCACCCACGCAUCGGCCUCUGCCCGUUCCCGCCUGGACUGCUUGUACUCCAAUUUCCAUGCGUGCGAGCAGCUUGACCGGCGGCUCCAGGUGGCGGCCUUAGAGUGGCGACACGGCCUAUCCCACCACCGCGCUGUCUUGGCUUCGCUGCGCUCCGCCUGCCGCUCAGAAGAAGGGGACCGACCACUUACCAACCGGGCCCUCAUGCACAAGGAUUUCCCGAGGCGCCUGAUGUUGGAGUUCCACGCCCAGCACCAGACCCAUGUCGAGACGAAUCCGUUGGCCAAAGACCGCCUAUACAAAGAGUGCAUGCGGUCAGUCGCCAACAGGCUCGAAAAUGACAAUGAGUCUCCACCGCCCGCCGUCGACCUGGAGGACAAGCUCGGCGUCGCGUUGCGCCUCAUUCGGGCCAUUGAGGGCGCGCGGCCGCACGCUGUUUCUUCUUGCUUGAUACGCUCACCGGAGCUCAAGGACUUAGUCAAUAACCCUUACGACUUCCACGGCAACCUCACGAGAUCUCUGGCGCGGCUCCGGGAUUACGCCGUUGGUCUGGCCCGUGACCACGCCUUUGACGAACUUCGCCGCUCGCGCGACGACCUCAAUGACCCAGACGGCCAGGUCGCCCACCGCACCAGGCAGAAGAACAACAGGCUGAUCUUCAGGCUGUCUCCAGGGCGUACCAACACCAUUGGAGCCGUCCGCGAGCCCUCGGGCGAGGCCACGACUUGCCCUGAAAGGAUGGCCACUACGCUGUCCGCUCACUGGGCAAAGGUCUUCCAGGCCAGGGGCAUCAACAGUGACCUGCUCGCGGAGUGGUUGUGGGAGGAUGGCGCUGCGCGGCAGGCCGCGGACUCGACCCCCAUCGACGCGAACAGGCUGAAGCUCAAGCGCAAGCACAUCCUCCGGGCGCUGCGGGGGCGAUGCCUAAAGUUUUCCGCUUCGCUCCUGCACGAGGCGGCAGAGUUCGUCUUCCAGUCCGAGGUCCAGGACCUACCGCGCGAGGACAUCGAGAUGCUGAAUGGGAGCCUUCUCUUCCUGCUCCCGAGGAAGCAGUCCGGGGUGGCCGGUGAGGGGGCAGCCAUAUACGAACCAGCAGCGAACACACGACCGUUGAACGUGGCCAACACAGAUAACCGGCUGCUGCGCAACGCGAUUCGGAUUGCCAUCGAGCCG